AUGCUUCUACAACCAUCUUCUCACUUCGACACUCGAUUCCAAGAGAUUCACCUUCUUUGUGCGAAUUGCAAAGCAACCAUUGCGAUCAAUCGUUUGCCAUUGUCUGUUGGUAGAAUCAAUACUACUUCUUCCAACAACUCUGCUUCAAGCAUGUUCAGAGUAUUCAAAGAUCAUCAAGCCAAACAUGUUGCUCUCAUUGGACAGGUGAAUACUCUUCGUGAUGAACCAAUUGGUGAUAAUCAACCUGAACCUAAUAACCCCCCUACUACCAGUACUAGUAGUGAAGAAAAGACACACCUUAUGAAAUGCGUUUCAUGUGGAUCCAAAGUCGGAUCAGUGUUCAAAGGCACUUUUACCAACACAGAAUACAAGAAGCGCAUGUUUGAUGGUACUGAUUGUGUUGUGCAAUGUUAUUAUUAUCAAAACAACGAUUCAACCACUGUAGAAAUGACCUUGAAAGAAUGGAAGAAAACCAGAUUUGCUCUCAAAGAUUUUGCUCUUUAUCCAAGAGAAGAAAAUACCAGCCAUGCAAAGAGAAGCUAUCAACACCCACCAGCCGUAUCAACGUCAGCAGCAUCAGGAAAUUUUCAUAAUGACAUGCAGUCCUCAAAACAUCAUUUCAACCAAACACCUCAACAGGGGGAGACGCUCCAACAUCAACCAGUGAGGACUACAUUUCCCAAAGUGAACUCUUCUUCUUUCUUUUGUCCAAAACAAACGAGCAAUAAUCCAAGCUUUUCACACGAGAAAGAAAUUGGCUUGCAACGAAAUACAAUUUGUGACGAACAGCGCAAACCAGUCAAUAACGCCUUCAAUUCACAAAGAGGCAAAGUCAAUUUGCAACACUUUUCAAGCUCAUCUCAUGAUCGAUCAACAGGUUUUAAACAAACUGCUCAAACAGGCGAGCAACAACUCAACAGAUAUGAUAGAACAGACGCUCGACCAUUCAAGACUGUAAUUCAUAAGAAUGAGCAAAUGGAAAUUACAAGUGUCCUUCACUUGCUUAAUUAUGUCUCAAAACUGUUAAGAGAACGAGAGAUUAUUGUGAAAAAUUUCAUUGGUGAAAAGUUUAGAAACUUAUUCAGCGAUGCAUUGGUGAAGUUUGACGUUUCUCCAAAGUUAGUGAAACUGAUCUUAUCGAUAUUUGCUCUUGAAGAGAUCGGUACAAGCUCGCUAAAGACUGAAAUCAGUUCAACUUUCUCAACUUUAUUGAAUUCUACAUUUUGGACAAUGGAUGUCCCAAAAUAUAUUGAAGGACAUGUGAUUAGUGGAGACCAAGUACUUGAAUUAUUAGUAGUUUUCCAAAGAUGUCUCGAACUCUGUCCAAUAGAAUCUCAUCUUAUUCACAUUGAACUUUUGGAUGACAAGGUCAAGAGAUAUGAGUUUUUGAGCAAUGAAUUGAAGGAGAAGAUUAAUACAAUCAAAAAGGUGAAAGAAAGCACAUUGUCAAAGGUCAAUAGAGAAUUCCAGAACGUAGAAAAUAGCUCGAAAACCGUUGAGGAAGAAGAGGUGUUUAAUUUGGACAUUGAUAUAUAUCCGAAUGUACAAGAGUUAUUGGCAGAGGGUGAACGGUUCAAAAUCAAAAAUAUCGUCAGAGGACCCUAUCAUUCACUUUCUCAAUAUUUGAGCAUUCAGAUUGCUUUAUUAAGGGAAGAUUUUAUACAACCAUUCAGAGAAGGCAUUCAAAUGUUCUUGAGCGAUGUCGAAACCAAGAAAAAUUCGAAACAAAAACGACCAAUGAUCUCUGUCUUUACAGACGUAACAGUGGACAAAGUAGUAGUCACUCAAGUCCAAAGAGAGUUAGUUUUCACCCUUAAAUUUCAAUAUCCGUGGAGAAAGUUGAAUUGGGAUUGUACCAAAAAGUUAACUUUUGGUUCUUUACUGUGCUUGUUUCCUCAGAAAGAGUCUGGAAAGAAAGCAUAUCCAGAAUUUGUUGAGGAUCCAAUAUUUGUCACAGUGGUAGAUAGAAAAAAUGCAUCGUCAGGAGAGCUUUCUGUCACUUUUUGCAGAAAUGAAGAUGUCAAGAGAAUGACAUGGGAAAAGCCUUAUAUUAUGUUUGAGUCUCCCGUUUAUUUCAAUAGCGUGAAACCUGUAAUAGAUUCUCUUAUUCGAAUUGGACAAGAAUGCUUGAUCGAUCCAUCAAAGUUUGCUUUCUAUGAAGAAUUGAUUCAACUCAACCCUCAAAAACCACCCAAGUACAUCCUCAAUAAUUCGAUCAUUUCAUUAUCAUCCCUAAUGAAAAAUAAUUCUAAAAUGGAAAAACAAUUGGAUGUUCUCACCAGCUGGAUAGAGAAUGAUGAAACAUUUCUUGACCCUUCUCAAUCUCUUGCUAUUAAGCAUGCACUUGAAAAUAGAAUUAGUAUUAUUCAAGGCCCUCCAGGAACAGGAAAGACAUUCACUGGAACUGUGUUGACAAAUUUAUUGUCUACACAUCCGAGUUUAAAAAACAAGCCAAUUGUUUGCAUUACAUAUACCAAUCAUGCGUUAGAUCAAUUUCUUGAAGUUCUUAUUGAUAAGUUUCCAAACCUUGUAAGAAUUGGAUCCAGAAGCAAGAGCGAAAAUGAUUUACUUCUAAAAAGGAAUAUAAGUUCUUUAAGACGCCAAUAUGUAGGCUAUUCAUAUGAGAAACAACAGUGUUUGGAGAUCGAACAGAAAAUGAAAAAGAUCACUGCGAAAUUGGCCUCUAUUAGAUAUUCCAUGCAGCACCAAAUUGAGCUGAUAUACAAUCUAUGUGUGAAAUAUUGCCAAGCAUUUAUAAGAAAAAUUAGAAGCCAAUUUCCAUCUCAAUAUUACAUGUCGAGAGAUUUACAAAACAAAACAACACAGUCAAUGUUUGAAGACUGGUAUUUUGGACGGGAUAUUGAACGUGCAACAUACUUCAAACAGAACAGCAGGCGCAAACAACUCACUCGCACUGAAAAUACCUUUGAUGUACUGAGAGAAAUGGACAGCGAUAGCCAUACUGAUGAGAUAUCUGCUGAAGAUCAAUCCGAAGUUCUUCCAGAUCAAAAUACAGUUAAACAAAACCCUCAGGAUAUAGAACAGGACGAUGAUUCCUCUGUACAUGAAAACGAAGACCUCGAGCAGGAAAUAGAAGCAGAGACAUUAGAAGAAGAACUUAAUGAAAUGAUUGAAUAUGAAGUGUGGAAAGAAAUUGUUGAGUCUUCUUCGACAGUGAAAACUCACCACUAUGCAAUGGAAUCAACAAGUGAUUUCAUCCAAGAGAUAACUCUUCUUGAAGAAUAUUUUUCAAUCUUUCCAAAUAUUUAUGAAAUCAAAGUGAAAUAUCGAACCAAGGCAUUUAAGCAAUUGCUGUCGUUUGUGGAGAAAAGGCUGAAAGAUAACUUUUUGCGUCUAGUUGACAAAAGAUCCAAGCUUGAAUCAAAGCUUCAAGAACAAAGAACAGAAUUAGAUUUUUUGAUUUUAGAAAGGAAUCGUGCAAACUUGAUUGGACUUACCUCAACUGCUGCAUCCAUGCACAGACAAUUGUUAACACGAUUGAAAGCACCUGUUUACAUCAUUGAAGAGGCAGCUGAGUUAUUAGAAAGUCAAAUUUCUUCAAUUUUGCAUCCACACAUUGAGCAUUUAAUUUUAAUUGGAGAUGAAAAACAAUUGAGACCGAAGGUCAACUCUUAUCAUUUGGAAAGAAAUUGCAAUUUUUCCAUCAGUUUAUUUGAAAGACUUAUCAUGAAUGGACUCAAUCAUCAAGCCCUAACAAUACAACAGCGUAUGCGACCAGAAAUUCGAAAAUUAGUGGAUCCAUUUUACACUAAGCUCACCGAUCAUGAAAAGGUAACAAGAUAUGAAAAUGUGAACGGUGUUGGCCUGAAUGUCUGCUUUGUUCAACAUGAUCAUGAAGAAUCUCAGUCUGAAGAUAUUCAAUCAAAAACAAAUGAGUUUGAGGCAGAAUUUAUAUGCAAGAUGACCAAGUACAUUAUCAAUGUUAACCAAUAUGGACCUUCUAACAUCACCAUCCUCACACCUUACAAAGGACAGCUAUUACUAAUCAAGUCCAAAUUGAGACGCCUGCUUCCAGUUGAGAAAAGUCAAAAGAUUCGAGUAUCUACUGUAGAUGAUUUUCAAGGGGAAGAAAAUGAUGUUACAUUACUUUCUUUAGUGAGAUCGAAUAACAACAACAGUCUUGGAUUUGUUUCUAUACGAAAUAGAAUUAUUGUCGCUUUGAGUAGAGCGAGAAAAGGUCUCUACAUUCUUGGAAAUCAAGAUUUACUGUCCAACAAUAGCGACUGGUUUAAUAUUUUACAAAGGUUACAAGAAUUCAAAAUGGUUCACGAUCAUUUACCAUUAUUCUGUCCACAACACCCACACAAGAAAGAAUGUAUUCGCAAGCCAAGCGAUUUUGAUGGAGUGAUUUGGGGAGGAUGUAGAGAUCCAUGUUCUUACACCUUUGCUUGCGGACAUGUGUGUCCUUUAACCUGUCACCACCCUGCACUCCACCAAGAUGUUAAAUGCGAGAAAAUUUGUAAUUCCAAAAUUCAAACUUGUGGACACAGAUGCAAGGCAAAGUGUCACCAUCCACAAACAUGCCCCAAAUGUGAAACCAAAAUAGAACACGCUUACCAGGAUUGUGGACACAUUGCCCAAAUUCCAUGCCAUUCUCAGCUCAAUCCAAGACCAUGUCCGCACAUUUGUGGAAAAUUUUUAAAGUGUGGCCAUUCAUGUAAGAAUCAAUGUGGAAUUUGCAAGAUUCAAGGUGGCUGUUCUAAUCACUGUGAGGAAAACAUGGAAGGCUUUUGUGAAUCAUGUCAGAAGAAUUACAAAAGAAAAUGUUCUUCUCCUGAUAUGUGUACCAAUAAGUGUCCUUCUAUAUUGGGUUGUGGACAUCAAUGUUCUGGUACUUGUGGAGAUUGUGCAAUACAGGGAAAGCACCAAGACUGUGCCUUUGAGUGUAGCAAAUAUUUAAUAUGUGGACACAAAUGCGUCAAGAAACACAAAUGUCACUUGCCAUGCUCAAAAUGUGAACAAAAUUGCGAAGUGAUAUGCUUCCAUGGACGAAAUUGCACACUCAAAUGUUUCGAUCGGUGUAUAAAAUGUAAAGAACCAUGCCCAAUCAAGUGUCCUCAUCGAGCAUGUACGAACUUGUGUCAUGAAAGAUGCAAUGUUGAUCCGUGCAAUGAACCUUGCUCAAAAGUUUGUCCAAAAUGCAAUCAAAAAUGUGUUGGACUUUGUGGAGAGCCGUGUCCACCAUGUAUGUUCUGCGAGCAGAAAGAAGGAAUAUGUGACUGGCAAUGCUCUAUUUCAUUUCAAAAAUUUGAGGAUAUGGACUUGUCAACUGACAGGGUUUAUUAUUUACCAGAGUGUGGUCAUAAAUUCCUCUUAGAAUCUAUGGAUCAGUACAUACAAUCUCAAACUGAGGAUUUGGACGGCGAGGGAUUUUAUGUGAAAUAUAUUUCUUGUCCCAAUUGCAAAACUGCUAUUUUCACAGCGCCUAGAUAUCAGAGACAAAUUAAAUCAUGUCUUGAAAGAAUGGACAAUUUGAAACACAAACUGUUGGAGAAAGAACGUGAAGAGGAAGCAAACAGACUUAGUGCCAUUCGAGUUAUCUCAGAGACUGUCAAUUACGCUCAAGGUCAUUGGUUUGCUUGUAAGAAUGGACAUCCGUAUUUCAUUGGCGAAUGUGGAGGAGCAAUGCAAGAAGGCACGUGUGUGGAUUGUGGAGCUCCUAUUGGUGGAAGGAAUCAUCAAGUCACAGAAGGAAAUUCAUUGGCUACCGAGAUAGACGGAGCUACUGCUCCUGCUUGGCCAACAGCUUUACACCGCUAA
Messenger RNA from Naegleria fowleri, 5781 nucleotides. RefSeq lists its product as uncharacterized. Gene Ontology annotation, molecular function: helicase activity; zinc ion binding. The transcript is spliced from 4 exons. The record is from RefSeq and is a predicted model, not a curated record. Bases 1 to 5781 code for a protein of 1926 amino acids. Gene Ontology annotation, cellular component: nuclear RNA-directed RNA polymerase complex; nucleus. NCBI's taxonomy places the organism in Eukaryota, Heterolobosea, Eutetramitea, Acrasida, Naegleriidae. Gene Ontology annotation, biological process: regulatory ncRNA-mediated heterochromatin formation.